UCACUGGCUGGGAGACCUGAGUUUUGGGGGCCACCGAGGCCGGCACACCGAAGCCCUUCAGCUCGGGGUGGGAGUAGGGGGUGGGGCGGGGGGCUCAUGGCUUCCCCGCCUCGGCCGCGGGCACAGAAUGUAGAGCCUUGGCCUCAGGAUAAGCAGGCUCGGGGUCCCCGCCUCGCUGCACCGGCGAGGUCGCUCACAGGCUUUGAAGGCCUUGAAGGCUGUGAGACCCGGACUCCUGCCUGGCUCCUGCUCACGGCACUUCCCCGCGUCUGUGUCCGUUUCUGUAAAUCACAGUUCAUGACAUUAACCUUCUUACUGUUGGAUUAGUGGUGGGAGUCAUACACAGUUUGCUACCAUUUGUUUACUGAACAGUUGCAAUGUGCUAUUUUCCUUCGAUGAUUUCACGUCAUCUUCAAAACAACCUUAUGAGCGUGGACCCUGCCAGCAGCCAGGCCAUGGAGCUCUCUGACGUCACCUGCAUUGAGGGAGUGGGUAAUGAGGUGAUGGUGGUGGCAGGUGUGGUGGUGCUGAUUCUAGCCUUGGUCCUAGCUUGGCUCUCUACCUACGUAGCAGACAGCAGUAGUAACCAGCUCCUGGGCACUAUUGUGUCGGGUGGUGACACAGCCAUCCUCCACCUGGGGCAUGUGGACCAGCUGGUGGCAGGCCAAGGCACCCCAGAGCCAACCGAACUACCCCAUCCAUCAGAGGGCAACGAUGAGAAGGCUGAAGAGGCCAGUGAUGGUGGAGGAGACUCCACUGGGGAACCUGGAGCCGGGGGAGAUACCGAGCCCAACAUUGAGCAUCUCCUUGACAUCCAGGGCCUGCCCAAACGGCAAGCAGGCCUGGAGAGCAGCAGUUCCGAAGCUCCAUUGAGAUGUGAGAGCACCUGCCUUCCUCCCAGCCCCAGCCUCAUCAACGUGCGGCUCAAGUUCCUCAAUGACACUGAAGAGCUGGCUGUGGCCAGGCCAGAAGACACUGUGGGUGCACUGAAGAGCAAAUAUUUCCCUGGACAAGAGAACCAGAUGAAACUGAUCUACCAGGGUCACUUGCUACAGGACCCAGCACGGACACUGCGUUCUCUGAACAUAACACACAACUGUGUGAUCCACUGCCACCGCUCACCCCCAGGAGCAGAUGUUCCAGGCCCCACAGCCUCCCUGGCCCCGUCGGCCACUGAGCCAUCCAGCUUCGGUGUCAACGUGGGCAGCCUCAUGGUGCCUGUGUUUGUGGUGCUCUUGGGUGUGGUCUGGUACUUCCGCAUCAACUACCGGCAGUUCUUCACGGCUCCUGCGACUGUCUCCCUGGUGGGGGUCACUGUCUUCUUUAGCUUCCUAGUAUUUGGGAUGUAUGGACAAUAAGGACACAGGGAGAAAACAAAUGGCAUGGUCUUCCUCCUUAAUGGCCUUCUCCCUUUCCUGGCCAGAGCUGGGCCCAGAGGUCUUGGGAGGGAUGGAAAGGGUGUUAUGGGUACCCUGACUCUAGGACCCAGGAGGCAGGUGUGGUGUGGUGGGGAGGGGCCUCUCUUCAUGUUCACAGGGUACUGACAUCUCCUCUGUGCAAGCACAACUCAGGUAGAAACAAGGAUGUCAUCUUUCAGAGUCCUGAAGAAGCUCAGAGCCAAAAGCCAAGCUCAGCCUGGGGUCUGGGGAUUCCCUUCCCAACUGUGACCCUCACCUGUCUCCUAGUCCUGCAUGUGUGUGCUCCCUAGCUCAGGGCAGUUCAGCAUGGCCUCAAGCAUACUUUGGUAGGGAGCUCAGAGUAUCCUUACACUCCUUUGUUGAGUGUGGAUCUUUUAAAACUAAAAUCACGGGUGAAAAUGAAGACUCUGCCAGCUUUCCUCAUAGGCACCUGGCCACCACCACCUUCUCCCUGUACCCCUUAGAGCAGAAAUAUGGUAUUUUUUUUUUUUCAAAGCACUUCUCUCACCCAUCUAAAUAGUCCUUCAUAGAGCUCAGUCAGGAAGGGGGUUGGGGCACAGGGCCAAGCCCCUAGCAUUGGGAGAGGCCAGGCCGCAGCUGCUGCUGACCUAGGCCUAAAGCGUGUAAGCAAGAGCGCACUGGUGGCCCUCAGCCAGUCUCCUGCUCAGCUCCAAGGACGAGCUCUGGGUAUGGACAGCCCAGCCUUAGGCCUUUGCCUCUGGGAAUUCUUGGAGAGCCAGUAUCUGUGACUGAAUAAAGUUUCAUUUUGUGGCUGUG
Messenger RNA from Jaculus jaculus (lesser Egyptian jerboa), 2195 nucleotides. RefSeq names its product transmembrane and ubiquitin like domain containing 2 (gene Tmub2). Lineage: Eukaryota; Metazoa; Chordata; Mammalia; Rodentia; Dipodidae. The transcript is spliced from 3 exons. Gene Ontology annotation, molecular function: protein binding. The record is from RefSeq and is a predicted model, not a curated record. The coding region runs from base 378 to 1358 and encodes 326 amino acids.